Molecule: messenger RNA, 1169 nt
Organism: Molossus molossus (Pallas's mastiff bat)
Lineage: Eukaryota; Metazoa; Chordata; Mammalia; Chiroptera; Molossidae
Gene: COMMD7
Product: COMM domain containing 7
Exons: 9
Coding region: 41-643 (200 amino acids)
Biological process (GO): tumor necrosis factor-mediated signaling pathway; negative regulation of DNA-templated transcription
Molecular function (GO): NF-kappaB binding
Source: RefSeq, a predicted model, not a curated record
GGCGGCGGGAGCCGCGCAGGCUGCAGGCCAGGAGGACGCCAUGGGCCGCCUGCACUGCACGCAGGACCCUGUGCCGGAGGCUGUGGGCGGCGACAUGCAGCAGCUGAACCAGCUGGGCGCGCAGCAGUUCUCAGCCCUGACAGAAGUGCUUUUUCACUUCCUAACUGAGCCAAAAGAGGUGGAAAGGUUUCUGGCUCAGCUCUCUGAAUUUGCCACCACCAAUCAGAUCAGUCUUGGCCCCCUCAGAAGCAUCAUGAAAAGCCUCCUUCUGGUUUCAAAUGGUGCCUUGAAGAAGAGUCUCACAGCCGAGCAGGUCCGGGCUGAUUUCAUAACUCUGGGUCUUAGUGAAGAGAAAGCCACUUACUUUUCUGAAAAGUGGAAGCAGAAUGUCCCCACCCUUGCUCGAUGGGCCGUAGGUCAGACUCUGAUGAUUAACCAGCUUAUAGAUAUGGAGUGGAAAUUUGGAGUGACUUCUGGGAGCAGUGAAUUGGAAAAAGUGGGAAGUAUUUUUUUACAAUUAAAGUUGGUGCUUAAGAAAGGAAACCAAACUGAGAAUUUAUAUAUAGAAUUAACCUUGCCUCAGUUCUACAGCUUUCUGCAUGAGAUGGAGCGAGUCAGAACCAGCAUGGAGUGUUUCAGCUGAUUUCUGUCCCCCUGCAUCUCCACCUUGCCCCCUCCCCUGCCGCCUCCACUUCUGUGGGUGACUAUUCUAAGAAGCACCUCACUCUCAGGCUGGUGGGGCACUGAUUUGACUCUGCUUGCUUCUUGGGAGCCCAGGUGCAAAGACUUCUGAAAAACAACAGGAUUAAGUACUUAAAGAGCCCUACACAAUUACCCUGUAAAUUCUUUGUUAAGGGAACCUCCACCACCUAUCUCCCAGAACACUUGUUAGAUAUUCAAACAGACUAGCAUCUCAGAUUCAGGGAGGAAAUACGGGAGUCACCUCCCCAUCAAAGUUCCAGAGUAAACAAAUGGUGCCAUCACUGAAGAUGCAGGCUGAUCACCCUCCCCACAAAAAGCAAGGGCUUGUUUAUGGCUAGGAAGAAGAUCACUCUGUUAAUGACACACGGAUAGUCCCUAACAAGAUUUCUACAUUCUAUGGUUGUGGGAUGGUGGUGCAUUGCUAAUCAUUUUUUUUAAAUAUGUUUUUUUGAUUUUCCAGAGGGAGA